AUGGAGACUUAUACAGCCAGAUUGGACCCACUCUGCUUGUGCUUUGCCGGUCUUAUAAAACAUCCUUCUAUAUUCCUUACAUCACAAUUAUCAGCUAUCGCCGGGCAUGGGUUCGCUUCAAUCACCCUAACCUACUUUGUGCUAGAUGGUUGGCUCUGCGACUGGUUCUGGCCAAUCUUCUUUUUCUGUUCUGUUAUUCCCUCUUGUAUUGAUCUCGGUACAGCAGUGGUAACCAAUGAGCACCAGCACUUGACACAAACGCACGAUUACAAAGCAGGAUGGUCGUUCUACUUGGUGUUAGCUGGAGUGGUUACAACCCUUGGCUCUUCGCUGCCGGUUGGGUUCAAUAUCGGUGUAGUUAAUACGCCGGCUGAGUUAAUACAACAGUUCUGUUAUGAAAGUCUACGCGAGAGGUUUAACAUCGAUUUAGAUGCGACAUGGAUGAACAUACUCUGGUCUUCGAUUGUCUCCAUAUUUAUAGUGGGAGGAUGUACGGGUUCCAUUCUUGGUUCAGUGCUGGCUGAUAAACUUGGAAGGAAGAAUGCAACAAUCGUGACCAGUAUAUUGUCAUUGGCAGGUGCUCUAAUGUUUGUGUUAUGUCGGACUGCGAAUUCCGUCGAAAUGCUUAUAUUAGGUAGACUGCUCGUCGGUUUAUCUGGUGGCCUUACAACUAGUAUAGUACCAAUGUACCUCACAGAGCUAGCCCCGCCCAGUCUUACAGGGGCCAUGGGUGUUGCCUGUCCUAUGGGGGUCAAUGUUGGCGUUUUAGUGGGUCAGGUUAUGGGACUAAAAUAUUUAUUAGGCAAACCCAACGACUGGCCCUACCUGUUGUCUGUGUACGCUUUACUAGUCAUAAUAUGUUUACCAGUGUUAUUUAUAUUACCAGAGAGUCCAAAAUACCUUUAUGUAGUUAGGAAAAAUGAGGCGGAGUCUUUAAGAGAACUAAGCCGCGUCCGUGGUGUAUCACCGAGUUUAUUAACAGAGGAAUUAGAUGAAUUACGGGAAGAAGUACGUAGCAACAAUGAUACUGAUCGUUACACAAUGUGGGCGGCGCUUAAGGAUCGCAGAUUGUUACUGCCAUUGUUGUUAGUGUGUACCUCACAGGCUGGACAGCAGACUAGCGGGAUUAAUGCGGUGUUCUACUACUCACAAACGAUAUUCAGACAAGCGGGUCUGUCACGGGAGAACGCGCAGUUCGCGACAAUCGGUUGCGGGGCUAUAAAUGUAUGCACGGCUGUGAUAAUGGUCUACCUACUACCGCGGACGGGCAGGCGGCCUUUGUUACUUGGAUCUAUGUUUGGAGCGACGAUUAUUUUGGCUUUGUUGGCUGCUGCAAUGAGGUUUAUUGACGCAGUGUCAUGGAUGCCGUACGCUGCGAUGAUAGCCGUACUUUCGUACGUGCUCGUGUACGGAUUCGGUCUUGGGCCCAUACCCUAUUUUAUUGCUUCAGAGAUAUUCGAAAUAGCCCCCCGCGGUGCUGGUAUGGCAUGGGGGUCGUUGGCCAAUUGGGGGGGCAAUUUCCUGGUGGGGCAGUUUUUCCAAACCAUGCGGGAUUAUAUCGGUGCCUAUUCCUUCCUGGUGUUCUCAGCGUUGACGGCUGCUUUAACUGUCUUCCAUAAAUUGUACUUCCCAGAAACCCGAGGGAAAACUCCGACUCAAGUGACAGAACUCUGCAGUAACGGACUCCGCUCGCGACCUCUAGCGGUAACCAAUCGGAACGUCUGA
This is a messenger RNA of Pieris macdunnoughi, 1725 nucleotides long. The record is from the annotation of a GenBank genome assembly. NCBI's taxonomy places the organism in Eukaryota, Metazoa, Arthropoda, Insecta, Lepidoptera, Pieridae.